Meleagris gallopavo (turkey) is the source of this 2141-nucleotide messenger RNA. It is a transcript of the gene PPP2R2A, whose product is annotated as protein phosphatase 2 regulatory subunit Balpha. Gene Ontology annotation, cellular component: protein phosphatase type 2A complex. Lineage: Eukaryota; Metazoa; Chordata; Aves; Galliformes; Phasianidae. The record is from RefSeq and is a predicted model, not a curated record. Gene Ontology annotation, molecular function: protein phosphatase regulator activity; protein binding.
GGUUUCAAAUGCAGAACUUCUCCAAACAGCUUCUGUGCGUUCCAAGGAGCUCCUCGUUGUAUUUCGUACCUCAGUUGCUUUAUUCACGUAGACUGCUGUUGUUUUUUUUACCUAUCAUCACAGCUUUCUUCACCGCUUGGGCGCAGAGGUGUGAUUAACCUGUGGGCUUUGUUUUCCUACGCAGCGGAUAUAAUUUCUACGGUAGAAUUUAACCAUUCUGGAGAGCUGUUAGCAACAGGAGACAAAGGAGGGCGAGUCGUCAUCUUUCAACAGGAGCAGGAGAACAAAACCCAGUCUCACAGUAGGGGAGAAUACAAUGUUUACAGUACCUUUCAAAGCCAUGAACCAGAGUUUGACUACUUGAAAAGUUUAGAAAUUGAAGAGAAGAUCAACAAAAUUAGGUGGUUACCCCAGAAAAAUGCUGCUCAAUUUUUAUUGUCUACAAACGAUAAAACAAUAAAGUUAUGGAAAAUCAGUGAAAGGGACAAAAGACCAGAGGGCUAUAACUUAAAGGAAGAGGAUGGGCGGUAUAGGGAUCCUACUACAGUUACAACACUACGGGUGCCAGUAUUUAGGCCCAUGGACCUCAUGGUUGAAGCUAGUCCACGAAGAAUAUUUGCCAAUGCUCACACGUACCACAUCAAUUCCAUCUCCAUUAAUAGUGAUUAUGAAACGUACCUGUCUGCAGAUGACCUGCGGAUUAAUUUGUGGCACCUAGAAAUUACAGACAGAAGUUUUAAUAUUGUAGAUAUUAAGCCUGCCAACAUGGAGGAGCUGACGGAGGUGAUAACAGCUGCGGAGUUCCACCCAAACAGCUGUAAUACGUUUGUAUACAGCAGCAGUAAAGGAACGAUUCGUCUCUGUGAUAUGAGAGCAUCAGCACUCUGUGACAGGCAUUCGAAAUUGUUUGAAGAACCAGAAGAUCCUAGCAACAGAUCGUUUUUCUCUGAAAUCAUCUCUUCCAUAUCUGAUGUCAAAUUUAGCCAUAGUGGUCGUUACAUGAUGACUAGAGAUUAUCUGUCAGUGAAGAUCUGGGAUUUAAAUAUGGAGAACAGACCUGUGGAAACAUACCAGGUGCAUGAAUACCUCAGAAGUAAACUUUGUUCACUGUAUGAAAACGAUUGCAUUUUUGACAAAUUUGAAUGCUGCUGGAAUGGAUCAGACAGCAUUGUCAUGACAGGAUCUUACAACAACUUCUUCAGAAUGUUUGACAGAAACACAAAACGUGACAUCACCUUAGAGGCGUCGCGGGAAAACAACAAACCCCGCACGGUUCUGAAGCCACGCAAAGUGUGUGCGAGUGGUAAGAGAAAGAAGGAUGAAAUUAGUGUUGACAGCUUAGACUUCAACAAGAAGAUUCUACACACGGCCUGGCAUCCUAAGGAAAACAUCAUUGCUGUAGCUACUACAAACAACUUGUAUAUAUUUCAAGACAAAAUGAAUUAGGGUUGGCAUUCCUAACUGAAGAGUCCACUUCCUGCAUAGUUGAAAUAGUUGAAUCUAGCAUUUGUACCUGUAAACGAAAGAGAAUGAGAGGUCCAUUAUGGCACCCCUUUCCAGUGUUUAAAAUGUGCCAUAUGACAACACACUUUUAUAGCUACAUGGAGAAAGCUCUGCUGAUGUGUCGCUGAGCUCUCCAUGUCUGCUAGCCAUUUAGGUGAGGAUAGGGCACUUUUUAAUUUAAAUGACUACUUGCACCAUCUUGCCUAAUGGACUAGAUUGGACUGUAUCAACAUCGGUUUACUCCACUUUUUAUGCCUUCCAUUGUGAUGACGUCAAACACAGGGAAAGCCUUCAAUCAUGCUAUGGGAUUUAAUUGUGUAACCUCAUUACUGUAUCAUUUGUGGCCCCUUUUUUUAUUAAAUACAGCUCAUUCUUGCUGUGGCUUGUAGCAUUCCUCCUUCUGGCUUCCUGGACUCCCCCUUUCCCUUUCAUCCCCCUCCACCUCGCCCUGGUGGUGGUGUAUAGAGGAAAAAAAACAAAAAACACAAAAUAAAGCACAUGAGAUGGGUCCGUUUGGGGUCAGUGGUAAAGGGGGUCUGUGUUGCAACAAAUGUUUUAAUAAACAGUUGACUGUAAUCACUCCUUGCCGUGUCUGGCACCAAAAAAAAAAGAAGAGAAAAUAAGGAGAAAAAAAAAAA